This is a messenger RNA of Acanthopagrus latus (yellowfin seabream), 5026 nucleotides long. Its product is annotated as hyaluronan and proteoglycan link protein 1-like. Lineage: Eukaryota; Metazoa; Chordata; Actinopteri; Spariformes; Sparidae. Gene Ontology annotation, molecular function: hyaluronic acid binding. Gene Ontology annotation, biological process: cell adhesion. The record is from RefSeq and is a predicted model, not a curated record. The transcript has 6 exons. The coding region runs from base 217 to 1281 and encodes 354 amino acids.
CGCUGCUCUCUGCCACACUUGCGUUACUUUACUUGGACCCGACAGGAGAGGCUGGAAAACCCCCACACCGCCUGUUUGGUCUUACCUUGACGCGCGUAAUCAUUUUUUGGGUUUUUGCGCUUCAUUCCGCAUCUGGACCGCUGGAGAGAGUUCAGCGCAUCCACCGCGACGCAGCGCACUGAGAGAGUGAUCAGACCCCCAGUUUGGUGAGUGAAGAUGAUUCCUGUGCUGAUCUGUGCUCUGAUCUCACUGAGUGUAGCAGAAAACAAUGACUUAGACACUCUGUUUCCUGAACUGGAGCACUCAAGAACCAUCUAUGUCACAGAGAACGGCCCUCGACUCUCCGUGGUGGCGGAUCAAUUGAAGGUGGUGACAAGGCGGGGCGGAAACGUUACCUUACCAUGCACGAUCAAAAGGGACCAAUCAAUGGCACCGAACCGCAAGAUGAGGAUCAAAUGGACCAAGCUCACCUCGGACUAUCUGAAAGAGGUGGAUGUUUUUGUUGCCAUGGAUUAUCACAAAAGGAGCUACGGUAGUUUUCAUGGACGUGUCCACCUACAAGGCUCCUCUCCAAUGGAUGCCUCUCUGGUCAUCACAGAAAUCACCCUGGAGGACUAUGGGAGAUAUAAAUGUGAAGUUAUUGACGGGCUGGAAGAUGGAACAGUGGUGGUGUCCCUCGAUCUAGAAGGUGUUGUCUUCCCCUACUACCCCCGCCUGGGUCGCUACAACCUCAAUUUCUACGACGCUGAGCGGGCGUGUCAUGACCAGGAUGCCAUCGUGGCCUCAUUUGACCAGCUGUAUGACGCCUGGCGAGGAAAUAUGGACUGGUGCAAUGCCGGCUGGCUGAGUGACGGCACGGUGCAGUAUCCCAUCACCAACCCCAGAGAGCCCUGUGGAGGCAAGAACACGGUGCCCGGUAUCCGCAACUAUGGCCUGAGAGACAAGGACAAGAACCACUACGACGUGUUCUGCUUCACCUCCUACUACAAAGGUCGGUUCUACUACCUGAUCCACCCCUCUAAGUUAACGUACGACGAGGCGGUCAGGGCUUGUCAAAAAGACGGUGCUCAAAUCGCCAAGGUCGGCCAGAUGUACGCCGCCUGGAAGCUGCUGGGCUACGACCGCUGCGACGCCGGCUGGUUGGCCGACGGCAGCGUCCGCUAUCCCAUCUCCCACCCCCGCCGGCGCUGCAGCCCCACGGAGGCCGCCGUGAGGUUCAACGGCUUCCCCGACAAAAAGCACAAGCUGUACGGAGUGUACUGCUUCAAGGGCCACAACUGAGCUGCAAACACACACGCAGACCACCUGCAAACACACAUCAGCAUGCACACACACACACACACACACACACACACACACACACUGAUACACUAGUGGAAUGAAAAAGAGACCGAGGAGCGAAGUAUGAACAAACACAUUCAAACUGUGAUGCUUUAUUUCAUGGAAACCUUAAGACAUUAUCGUCAGACAAGAGUCAUGUUGUUGCUUUGUAACCUGGGACCUGAUACUCUACGAGGGAUAGUUUACACAUAUUUAAGGUUCAUAUAAUUUAAUCAAUGCCUUUGAAGAGGGGUGGGUGGGUUGUUGUUGUUGUUGUUGUUGUUGUUGUCGGGGGUGGAGUUGGGGGUUGGGGUUGGAGGAUAUCACAGCUACAGCCAUACUGUCAUUCAAGAACGGACUAGGCUCGUCAAAUAAGAAGGUCCGAACUGAGUUUCACAGCGAAACGACUCGUGGCCGGACGGAUACUUUUGGGGCACUUAUCUUGUAACGACGACGCAGAGCCACGAAAACACACGAGGAGAAAGAAAAAGCUCAAAUCCUGUGAUACUUGUCAGGUAGGAAUACAAGCCUAGCACAACUCAAAAACCGAUCUUUGCUGUCCACACUUCACAAGGUGCUACGACUGGUACUUUGUACUUCAUCACACCGUCCAGUAUUUUAUGUUUUUAUAUAUGCGAAUGUGUUGGACCAAACGUCAGUCACCAUCCAAAAUGAGUAAGAAUAAGAAAACACCCAACUGUUAGCGUUGUUUAUGUUUUAUAAGUAUGUAGAAUGUUAUUAUCUAGAAAAUGUACUUCUGUUUUUUGACUAUUUUUUGAUAUACUGUAGAAAUAUUUACAUUAUUAAUUGUUUUCGUCUUUUUGGCCAAACUAUCCGAGUCUCUUUGGUUUACAUAAAACAUAAGAUAACAACAGUGGAAAGAAAAACAACACUCCACAGUACUCUUAAUGAUAAUAAUAAUAAUAAAUAAUAAAAAAAUAUAUAUUUGCACUGAACAUGUAGAAGGUGCCUAAAGCAGCAGACGAGACAAACAGUAGUUCGCUCGAUGCAGCAUUAGAAAAAAUGCCUGGCCUGAGUAGAAGCCGUGCUGCGCUGCAGAGUCAGUUUGACGGUGACGUAAAGCUUCGUGGCUGCUGUAUCUCUCUGUUUUGGCUUGAUUGUAGACUUCAGAGCAUGACUUAGCUUCUACAAGCAGCUGUCAGUGUAGACCGACACACACUAUCUAUCUAGCGCCUUGAUAAACUGCUAUUUUUGAUACAAAUACUGUAGUUUCUUAUAGUGAACGAGCAGAGCUGACACUUCUAGCCCCAUUUGUGACCUAGCUCCCUCCGUACGUGACUCCACAGAUCUGUUUGGUGUAGAUCCCUACGCAAGACACUUCACGUCCAGGUGUAAACAAACGUCUCCAAGAUGUGUGCUGAUAAUCUCUGAAGGUCCCAGAUUGAUUUACCAGUUCAUCCACAGUCCCAUAAGCCUUCGGGAAGGAACGUAGUCUCGCCAAGGGCUAAAAUCUGAUGUCAGCUUCGGAGGGGACAGUCACAUUAAAUUUUCUCAAGAGAAAUUCCUGAGGAUGAUGCCAAAAGUACUGCCGUAACUCUGCUACAGAAACAUGCUGUCACCCUGCCAGUGAAGGAACAGCACAUUAAAUUACAGGCUUCUCUCGUGGACUCAAACAGCUUGCAAAUUUGAAUAAAACAAUAAAUGUAUUUAAUUACUUUUGGACCCUUGAAACCCGGUGCAAGCUUCAGACGGGGUAACAGCUCAGCAGCUACAGUGAAGAUUUAGGCUGAAUAAAAAUGGAGUCAAUAACGUCUUUUCAAAUCACUUUUUCUGCUUCUGGAAACUUGAUGGCAGAUGAGCUUUACGUAGCCAUGUAUGGUGCUUUUUUAGUUUAUACAUUUUCAAACAGUCCCUCAUCUUCUUCCUGAGCUGAGGGGCAAGUCAAUCAUUUUUUGUGGUUAUCCAUUUUCUAAGUCUGAUUUUCUAAGUCUGACAUUUUGAGGAGAAUUUUUUUGUAUCGCUUGGUGUCACUUUUUUUUUUCUUUUCCAUUUCUCCAUUUUCCUCCCCUUUUUUUCUCAUUUUUUUUCUCUUAAAUUAAAUAUUUAUUAAGUGUUUUGGUUUGAUGAAAAACAUGAAUGAUUUUAGAAAGGUUAUCCUGAUCCAAUUCUAAAGUCAUAAACAUAGGAGAGGAUUAAAAAAAUAAUAAUCUUUUUUCCAUUUCUCACUUUUCUCAUUUUUUCCAAGGCAUUAAAAGAUCUUCUGAAAUAAAUAUUAAGUGUUUUGGAUGAUGCACAUUAAUGGUCUUAGAAAGAUUAUCCUAGAAAAGGAGAGAAAACUAUUUAAAUCAGAAUUAGAAAAUGGACACAUAUACAAAUUCACUUUGUGUCACAAAUGAAAAAAAAUGUUCUUUCUUUUUAUUUCAAGACAUUAAAAAAGUCCCCUGAAAUAAAUAUUUAUUAAGUGUUUUGGCAGAAUUAAUGAUCUUAUCCUGGUAAAACUUUUGUUCCCAUUAGUUCUCAAGUCAUAAACACAGGAGACAAAACUAUUUAGAUCAGACUUGGAAAAUGAAUUACAUGAAAAACAAUAAAAUGUCUUCACUUGCCCCUCGGUGCUUCUGUUCAGUAGACAUCUGUGAGAUAAUGUAAACACCUUUGAAGAUGAACACCUCUUAAAGUUUGCGUAGGGAGCAUUUAACGUAUGGGUUGCUGAGGUCACAAAUGGGCCGAGGCCCUGAGUGAGCAUGGUUUUUCCUGGCAGCGACCGGCUGCCUGAUUGCUAUCUAAGCUCUGCACCGGCCGACCUGCCUCUCAGGCACAGAUCGAACCCGGCGGGCCUGCAGCCAACCAGCACCGGGCUGCUGAACGAGACAGAAAUACAAUACAUUCAAAAUACCGAUAAUUCCUGCGUGGAGGCGGUCAGGGCUUCUUCCAUGUAAGGGAAUCAGAGAGUAAACGGUGCACAUUGAUCAAGUGUAAGCUCACCAGCUGGCCCGGAUGCUGGUUUAGGUCAUCCACUUGGUUUAGCUUUACUUGGCUCCACAAGCCACUGAACAAUCAGACUCCUGCUAAACUGAAGAACUGCAGGACAGACUCACGAGGACGACUUUCUGUAAUGAUUCGACGAUGCGGGGGAACAAAAUGAUGACUUUACAGAACAGCAGCUGAAGAAAACACUGACUGAAGAGUCUUCUGCAGUGGUGCAACUAAGAGAUUUGGUCCUGUUAACGUGUAUUUUUUCUUUUUUGUUCAGCUUGUAAACAAUCUUCAAGUAAUUUUAUGUGUUUGUAAAAGGAAUAGUUUGAUGAUUUGAGGGGUUGCAUCACAGGGAAGACUUGAGGAAGACACACAGCUUGUAAAUCCUCAGUAAACCACAACUUUUGAAUUUUUGCAUAAUGCAACAAGUUAUUUUAGAGGUAAAAAAGAAAUGAUACUGCUUUCAAAUAUGUUCAUUACAUUGAUACGUAAUAUACACGUUCCUGGACAACAUUGCUAGCAACACCAGUUAACAACAAGGCUGUUUUUCUGGCAUAGAAACACAUAACAAAAUGUCCACAGACGGAAGUUUUAUUUCCCAAACUGUCAAACUAUUCCUUAAAACGAUUUAAAGAGACUUAAAUUCUGCUGCCUUUUAUUUUUGUGUAUAAUUUGACCGACUUUGCUGGUCUCGGGAGUCUCGAUAAUAACUGCAGACCACAAGGAAACCUUUGGGACCCAAAGACAAAAGGACAAUAAAACAGUACAUAAA